Messenger RNA from Plasmodium adleri (nom. inval.), 5586 nucleotides. Its product is annotated as conserved Plasmodium membrane protein, unknown function. The record is from RefSeq and is a predicted model, not a curated record. Bases 1 to 5586 code for a protein of 1861 amino acids. The transcript has 3 exons. NCBI's taxonomy places the organism in Eukaryota, Apicomplexa, Aconoidasida, Haemosporida, Plasmodiidae.
AUGUCUACAUGGAUAAAUAAAAAGUUAAUAUCUUUUUCUGAAAAGGUUAUUGAAAAUGUGAUCGACUCCCUUACUAAUAAGAAUACACCCAUAGAUAAUAUACAGAAUAUGCAAGGGACCCAACUGGGGAAAAUUAUCAAUAAAGUUAUUUCUUCAAAAUACUUUUUUAAAAAUGAUGACAUAUGUUAUAAUAAAAACAAUUUAGAUUUUAAGUGGUACCUUAAGAAAGAGAGUAAGAAAAGUAGAAAAAAUAAAAAAAAAAAGAAAAAAAGAAAAAGAAAAAGAAAAAUGAUAAUGAUGAAAAGGGAUGCAGAAAAUAUAAAGAAUGCUGAUAAUAGAAAUCAUGAUGUAUACAAUGGUGAGAAUAAUAAUAGUUUUAAUGAGCUCCAAGUUAAUAAAAAAUUAAAUUAUAAUAAUUUAUUAUAUACGAAUAAUAAUCAGAACAAUUUUAAAGAAAGUACCUUUUUAAAAAUCGAUGAAUCUUAUUUAUCGACAUCAUAUAUUUUAAAUGAAAAAUAUAUUAGUGGUGAUAAUAUUUCAGCUAGUAAAAAUGAUGUGAAUGAAAAUAAAUAUAUAAAUUUAAAAAAAACUGAUAGUCACAAUGAUACAUCAUCUUUAUCAAUACCUCAAAAUAAUAUUAGCAAAAUAAAAAAGAAUAAGGGUGCAUCAUCAAUAAAUUCAUAUGACGCAUCGUCUGCAAAUAUAUCACCUCCGUCAAUGCAUUCGUCAGAUAAUUUGUCAUAUAAUGAGAAGAAAGUUAAAUAUAAUAAUGAUAGAAAUGUAAGAGGUUAUGAUUAUAGUAGUAGCAACAUGAAUAAUAGUUGUAGUAGCACUAGCAGUAAUAGUUAUAGUUGUAGUAGUAGUAGUCGUAAUAGUAAUAGUAGCCGUAAUAGUAAUAGUAGCCAUAACAGCAAUAGUAGCCGUAGCUGUAGUAGUGUUACAUGCAGUAGUAGCUCCAUAAAUAUAUACAACACGAACACUUCUUCUCAUGAUUCGAAUAAUGAAUUGUGUGAUAGUUUGUCUUCUUAUGAAAAGGAUGAAAAAAAAAAGAACAAAUUUGAAAAUGAAGAUAAAAUGAAAAAUAAAAACAUUUUAAAAAAAAAUAAAAAAAUAAAAAAUAAAAAUAAAAAGAUGCCUAAAACAAUAGAUGGUAAUGAUACUUCAUUAUUAUUAUCAUCGUCAUCAUCAUAUAAUUCAAAGAUGUCCUUUCAUAAUAAUAAGAAUUAUGGAAUAAUUAAAGAAUUUAGUCUGUGUAAAAUAAAUUUAUUUAUAAAAGAAGCUAAAUUAUUAUUUUUUAAUAAAAAUAUAAGUAUUAGUGAUGUAAGUCUUUAUGUGACUACUAUAAUGGAAGAUAAGAAAUAUAUAGGGAAAUUAAGAAAAUUAAGUUCAAGAACUUUACCUAUGAAUAAUUUAAUUAUUAAUGAAUAUAUAAAUCAUAAUAUAAAAGAUGUAUAUACAGAUAUUAUUAUAAAUAUAAGAUAUAAGAAUAGGAAGAAAGAAAAAGAAGAUAUCAUAUUAGGAAGAGCAAUAAUUCCAUUAUUUCUUAUAUUGAAUACAUAUAGAUGGAAAAUUAAAAAGAUUAAAAACAAAAUUAGAUACUGCACUAAAUGUUAUUUAUGGUUACAUAUCUUUCCAUGUAAUAAUAAAUUAUUUAAUUAUAAAUUUUUUAAACCUGUAGAAGGUUUUGAAGAAUAUGGUAUGUUAAAUCCUUUGUAUACAUUAGGUUUUUUGAAUAUACAAAUAAAGAUAAUAUUUAAGAGAAAUCCUUUAUUUCUAACAUUUCUGAGUAAUAUUAGGAAGCCAUUAUUUUAUUAUAAGUUACCUAUACAAUUUGAGCCUUUAUAUUGUCAAUAUUAUAGUGAGAAUUUAUAUGAAUAUGCAAAAAACAUUCCUUUAUGGAUAUAUAAAUUUUUUUAUAUCUUUCAUUACAAAAGAUUAGAAAUGAUAUCAUUAAAUUAUUAUGAUUACAUAUUCAUUUUGAUAUUUUGGUUAUGUUUUUUUGAUCUUAUAGUUCUAUCACCUUUCUCAUUAAUAUUUGUUCAUUUAUUUUUUUGUAUUUUUUUUAUUUCUUUAUCAUAUAAGUAUGGUAAAUUUAUGCCUCCUUAUUAUAAGAAGAAGAAUUUAUUUUAUAAUUUUCGUCCCAUUCGAGUGAGUUCAGUAAGUAGACGUAAUUGUGAUUAUACUAAGAGGAGGAUAGAGACAACUAACUUUAUAUUGAAUGAUCAGAAAAAUGUGGAGAUAUAUAACAAGGAGAAAAAGUUGGAUCUUUUGGAUGAUAUCAAUGUGGAUGCUAAUUAUUGUAAGUAUCCAUAUUAUAGUGAUGAGAAUAAUAAUAGUGUUAAGUUAAAUAAGGAUGACAAGAAUAUUAGAAAGGCUAGAAAUUCUAAGACAAGAGGUGGUGGUUUGAAUAUAUAUGAUGCAUGUAAGAUGUUUAUAAAAGGUGACAACAUGAUGAAAUCUAAUAUAAUAAAUGAUAAUGUAGUUUAUGAAGAUUUUAUAAAGAAAGAUGAUGUAAUGAUGGAUGUUGAAGAGGAUAAGAAAGUGGAUGAGGUGUCUAAAAAUAAUAAUAAUGAAAAUAUUAUUACAUGUAAUCAUUGUGAUGAUCGUAAUAAUUCUAGUGUGUCUGUUGAGAAAGAGAAAAAGAAUUCAACUUCACAUAAGAUGAUUUUAAAAGAUGGUCUUAAUGAGAAUAGUUUAAAGGAGUCCAUAGAAAAUGAUUCAAUCAAAAAUAAAAAUAAUAAUAAUAAUAGUAAUAAUAAUAGUAAUAAUAUUAAUAAUGUUGAUAGUGUAGACAAGAGAAAUGUUUUAUUGAACACAUCUAAUGGUAGGAAUAAUAAAAAGGUUGGAUCACCCUUAUGUGAUAAUUUGCUUUUGUUUAAUGGAGAUACUAUUCAUACAGAAAAAAAGGAUAGUAAAGAUCAUUUAGAUGAGAAGGAUAUAUAUAUAUGUAAUGACGAUAGUAGUGUUAUUACUUCAAGUGAGAAGGGUUUAAAUAAAGAAAGGAUUCUUAUGAACAAAGAGAAAUUAAAUUAUAAUGGUUUUAUGGAAUGUAACAAUGUAUGUGAAGAAAAACAUAACAUGAGUUAUUUUGCAAGGAGGAUACAAAAUAUGGUGAUUGAUACAAAAGAAAAAAUGAAACUGGAUCAAAUACAUAUGAAUAAGCAUAUGAGUGGAUUUAUGAAGUUAUUUAACGUGAAAAAUGUAGAAAGUGAUAAGGAUAAUGAUAUUGAUAAAAGUUAUGAUAAAGGAGAGAAUGACAAGGAGGUGUCUUCCUCUGUGGGUUCUUACAAAUUAAUGAUUAAUAAUGAGAGGGAAUUCGUUAAAAAAGAAAUUGUUGAAAAGGUAAUUGUUGAAAAAGAAAUUGUUGAAAAGGUAAUUGUUGAAGAGGAUGAAGAAGAUAAAUAUAAUGAUAAAUAUAAUGAUAAAGAUGAUAAUUUAAAAAAAGAGAAUAGAAUGAUACAUAAUAAUAAAAAAGAAAAUAUUAUAAACAUAGAAAGUGAUAAUAUUCUAAGUAGUGAUGCAAAAAAGAAUGUUUUAUCUUUAUAUGGUGAAAAGAUAUAUAAAAAGGGUAAAAGGAAUGAACAUAUUCUUAAGUCUAGUAUGAAUAACACAGAAUAUAUAAAUGAUAUAAUAUAUUAUAAUUCUUGUGAUAAUAUAUUUGAAGAAAAUAAAUAUGAAUAUAAUACAAGUAUGAAUGAUGAUAUUAUUAUGGAUAAUAAGCAGGAGGUCAAUAAAAAAUCUAAUAAUUCGUUUUUCUCAUAUAAUAAUAAUCAUAAUAAUAAUAAUAGUAAUAAUAGUAAACAUGAGAGUAUGUGGAGGAAUUUAUUAGGUAUUCCAUCAAGUAAUAUAGAAACGUCACAUUUCAAUUCAAAUAAUAAUUGUAUAGAAAUAAAAAAUAGUAAUAAAAAACUUAAUAUUAUAGAUACAUAUUCAAAUAAUACAAUUCAAGAUAGAAGUAAUAUAAGUGAUUUAAGAAAGAAAUAUCCUUAUAUGCCAUUUGUGAAAUCACCAUUUCAUAAUUUUUAUUUAUAUAUGAAUAUAAAUGAUAAUAAGAAUAUAUCUAUUUUUUCAAAUAAUGUAGAAGUUCCUAAUGUUCAUGUAAUAUUAAAUAGAUUUAUAACAUUGAUAACAUGGACACAACAUGUGACAGGUAUAUUCACAAUGAUUUAUGAAAAAAUAAAUUAUGCAUUUAAUUGGGAAUUCAGUUUUUACACAUUAGUAAAUCUAUUAAUUUUAUUUUUUAUAUGUUAUACUAUAUCAUUUAUAAUAUACCUCUUUUCUUAUAUCCCAUUUGUUUUUUUUCGUUUUUUAUUUUUUGUGACGUUUUCAUAUUUGAUUAUAAGAAGUUAUGAACUGACUGAAGAUGGAAACAGAGCUUGUUUAUAUUAUAAGAAGAGACAAAUCCAAAUGCAAAAAAAUAGAAAAAUGAAUCAGACAAGUAGUUCUUAUGAAAUAUAUUACAAAAGGAAGAAUAUAAUAAAAAGAAUAAAAAAAAAAAUAAAGAAAAAGGAUAUAAAUAUAUUUAAAUAUAUAUUUUUAAGAUGUGUAUUGAAAAUAUAUAAGUUGUUUAAAAACAUAUUUGAGAAUAUAUUAUUGUAUAUAUUAUUUAUAUUAUUUUUUAUAAAAAAUUGGUAUACUCGAUUGUUAAUAUUAAAAGAUAUAGAGCAUAUGCAGAUAGCAAAAUUGCAGGGAUUCAAAAAUUUAUAUUUCUUUAUUCAAAAUCGUAUAAUAAAAAAAGAGCACAAAAAAAAUGUUAUGAGUAAUACAUCGUCUAAUGAAAUUAAUAAUAGGAAGAGUAGUGUGAUGAAAAUGGAAAAUAAUAAUAAUAUGAAUAUAAAUGAUGACAAUAUUGAUAGGAAUGAUGACAAUAUUGAUAGGAAUGAUGACCAUAUUAAUAUAAAUGGUGACAAUAUUAAUAUAAAUGGUGAUAAUAUUAAUAUAAAUGGUGAUAAUAUUAAUAUAAAUGGUGAUAAUAUUAAUAUAAAUGGUGACAAUAUGAAUACAAAUAAUGAAUACGAAAUAAUAAAUAGAAAAAAUCAGAAUAAUUUAUCAGAUGGUAAACGUAAAUCUUUUAAAAUUGUUAUGUAUGAGAAUUAUAAGAAUCUUGAGUCAUUUGUAUAUUCUUCUAGUGAUAAGGAAGCAGUGAGUAUAAUUAAUGAGGAUGACAUGAUAGAUGAGGAAGAGGAAGGAAUGCAUGAACAAGAAAAAUUAAAAAAGGAUAAUAUAAAUGUAGAUAAUAAUAUAAAUUCUUGUCAUGAUAUUCACACUGAUGAAGAAGUACAAGCAUAUGAUGAUGAAAACGAUGAGAAAUUAUCUUUAAGCCAAAUUACAGAUAAUGGUGCUAUGAAUGUAAAUGUGGAUAUAUUCUUACAUUACUAUUUUAAAAAGAGGAAAUAUGAUUUGUUCAACAAUUUUAUAAAUAUAAACCGAAAUCAUAUGUAUACAUAUAAGGACAUUAAUCUGUUUUAUUCAAAUGAAGAUCAAAAAGUGAACAACAUUAAUUAUGGAGAAUAUCUAAACAGUGAUGAUGACUGUUCAAGUUCUUAUGAUUAUAACAAGAGAAAAAAGAAAAAACACCUGAAAUGA